AUGUUAUACGGUGGACCGUUGGGGACAUAUCUAAGUGGUUAUUAUGGUCCAGGAAGUUCAAAAAGUGGGAGCCCGAGUUUUACAAGUACUGGUAGUGGACCUUCCUCAACAAGUUCAUACAGUCGUCCAAGAACAGGACGAUAUCGAACACCUUCAGCUUAUGGAGUAACUAGUAGUGGAGCUAGUAGUGCUACAUCUCUAACGCCUAAUUCCAGCCGAUCCAGUUUUUAUACCCCUCAAACUCGGAGGAAGUAUUCCGAUGAGGUAAGAUUAUGUGACACUUAA
Molecule: messenger RNA, 285 nt
Organism: Rodentolepis nana
Lineage: Eukaryota; Metazoa; Platyhelminthes; Cestoda; Cyclophyllidea; Hymenolepididae
Source: the annotation of a GenBank genome assembly